UCUUACUUGUUAAUUUUGAAAUAUUAACUAAAAAAUAGCAAAAAACGUAAAUAAUAUUUAGCACAAUGACUUCUAUACACUUUAUAGAAGAAAACAUAUGUUUGAUUUCUGGACUAGCAUGUGUUUUUUUGACCUUUUCAUACGUUGGUAGCUUAUAUAUUUGGAGAUCUAAUUUAAGCAGAGAUCAUCCAACUACUAUUAAAAGAAGAUUUCUUAGUGUGUGUUGUAUGAUGUUGCUAGCUCCUGUUUUUACUCAUACACUAUUGAAAGAGGAAAUGCUGCAAAAGGGAGAUAUAUAUGAAUAUAUGGGCUUUAGAAUGUCAGGAAUGAUAUCUGCAUUAUUUGUUCCUUUGAUACUGACUGCCAUAUUAUUUUUGGGACCAUUAACAAUGCAUUUCAUAGCUGGUACCUGGAAAUUGUAUGCAGAGCCUAUGUAUUGGUUGUCAAGCUGGCAAGAUUUGGUUUGGUUGCGUAACCAUGUUAUGGCACCACUUAGUGAGGAGUGGGUAUUUAGAUCAUGUAUGAUGCCUCUUCUACUACAAUGUCUAGAGCCACUUACUGCUGUCUUUACUGGACCAUUUCUUUUUGGUAUUGCCCAUUUUCAUCACCUGCAUGAGAUGCUGGUAAAUGGACGAUCAUUGAAGUCAGCACUAUUUAUUGCACUGUUUCAAUUCUCAUUUACAACUGUGUUUGGUGCAUAUUCAGCUUAUCUGUUUUUAAGAACUGGUCAUUUCUUCGCACCACUCGUUGCACACAUAUUCUGCAAUCAUCUCGGAUUCCCGAAUUUCAUUGAGGUAUUUCAUUUUCCGUUAUUGCAGCGACUUCUUAUUAUAUGUAACUUUUUCCUCGGUCUCUUCCUGUGGUGUUAUUUGCUUAUUCCUCUAACUGAUCCCUACAUUUAUGAUAAUAAGCUGCAACUGCUAACUUAAAUUUAAGAUUAUUUCCCGUGUUCCGUCGACUUUUUAUUCUGCCAAAUUCUUGAAUUGUGUUGAUGAUGUUUUACUCAUUAAAUUUACUGUAUUAAUUAUUUUUAAAAACCAUAAUUUAUAUUUUGAUAUGUAUUAGAGUUUUGAGUUAAAAAUUAUAUACAUAUAAAAUUUGUAUUAUGACUGGUGCAUAUUUAUGGUAACUAUAUCUAAGUCAAGUGAAUAUAUUAAUCAAUUCCAACUUGAGUGUUUAUGAAGUUGGUCUUUAUUCAUAUUUUUAUGUACUAUAUUUUGCAGUUGUAAUUGUGGAUAUAUUUUUUUACAUUGAAACUUUAUUUGACUGUAAAAUAUAUAUAUUUUUUAAAUAUUAGUUCAUGAAGUUCAUGAAUGCAAAGGUCACAGCAAAUUGUGAUUAAAAAUGCGAAAUAAAAAGAUCUUUUCUGAAUAUAUCCACUGUACAACCAAACCCUGCGCUGCAUUGCUCAACUAAAUAAAUGCUCUAAAGCAUAAUUUUCCACGCUUUAUUAAAUAUAUUAAAAUACACUGUUGUAUUGUUGGUAAGUUCUUGUGACUAUUUUAAUUAAUUUAAAUGUAUUAAGCAUUAAUUUAAUAAAUAAGUCAUCAGUUUAAUUUACCUAAUUUAAACUCGUACGCACAUAUGGAAUACUUGAUUAAGAUAUUUAUGUUAGAUGCACUAAUAACCAUACUAUAGCCUAUUCCACUCGAAGUAGGAGUAAAGAUAAAUAAAUCCUAGAUUUACGUAUUUCAAGAGAUGGACUAAUAUAGCUAAGCUAUAUUAUGCAUUACUAAUAGUUUUUGACUCAUAUCUCUGUAUAAAAUCAACACCAUUACGCCUAACUAAAGUUUAGUUUAAUCGAAGUUCUAAACGUCAUUUUUUGCAAAUCCAUAGUGCAUAUCAUAGAUUAAUCAAUCUCUCGACCAAUGAUAUUGCGUCAAUUCGCUGUCAAAUGUUGUUUAUUUGGUUUUUGUCAUCUUGUAGUAGGAAUAGACUAUAUACGUUAUUUUAUUAUGAUAUCAAUUAUUAAAAAAACCCCCUUUGAAAAAGGGGAUAAAACGAUCUGAAAUAAGAAUUGGGGAAGUAUUUGCAAUUUCCUAAAUCUUUAGCUUAUGUUCAUUUGUUGAUCGAUGUACCCGAAUUGUUUUUUUUCUUAAUUCAAUAUAAAUAUAAAAAAAGACAUUAUUAAAGGAUUUCUUAAAAAUUUUGAUUAUAUAUAGUGUAAGCUUGUAGAUUCAGUGAUUUGGUCUCAAUAUGAUGUCAUACUCGCUGAUUUCUUUUAGAAUUCUGAAAUGCAUGCUAUCGUAGUCAUCCACGAUAUACAAAUUAAAACAUUAUAAUAAAAAAACUAUUUCAUAAAAACUAAAUAUGUAAUUUUAAUCCUUGAAAUAUAAGUAUGUACAUAUUUUACCAAGGAGCUCUAGCCAAAGUAAAUUAGAAAUCUAAAAAAAAACAAAUAUGGUUUUUCAUUCUUUUUUUAAAAAUAUUUUGUUAACGUUUAAAUUAUAUUUUAAAGUUUUUUAUUUACUUUUUGUGCCAUAAACAUACGUAUAGAUUCUAAUGUGUUUUAAACAUAAACUUUAGCGUUUGCGUCAAAGAAAAAAAAAGUGCAACAACUUCUGUGAAUUGUUUAUGAAUUGGUGUACAAAACGACCCAAACGUAAAAGUUUGCGUUUCAAACUUGCGCUUAAGGUUUAUCAAUUAUAUGUAUAGUUAAUUACCUAAGUCAUGAUAUUCCUAUCAAAGUAAAAUAAUAAGUACUCAAAUUUUUGUACUUAAAUAAUUUUCUAAAAACAUUGAAUAUUUAUUGAGUAUAUAUUCUCUUGUAUUUAAUCUAAACGCAUAUAUGACAUGUGUAUUUUGUAAUUGGUUUUGUAUGUAAAUAAUUAUUUGAAAAUAUAGUUUUGUUAUGGGGUAAUUGACGAUACAAGAACAACAAUAACAACUUUUAAAUGGCGCACUGCUGGGAAAGGAAGGUCUCCGUUUAAUUGAGGAUAAUGUUCUUAGCUCUAUUUAUUAUAAUUAUUCCAGAAGUAAUAUUUAAAGUUGACAAUAGCCAUAAAAUACAGAAUUUUUUGGGGAGCUACGCCUAAUACCGUUAAUAAAAAUCGACAAUUUAAAAAAAAGACACAUUUUUAUUUUUAAUUGUAAAUAAAUAUAACUCGCUUUUUUUUAAUUUACCAUAACCAAAAUUUUACCCAUUUAACCAUUUAUAUUUUAAAAUGUCACUUAUAUUGUCAAAUACCCUAAAAUUAAGAACGUGGCUUUUUUACAUUACAUUUUUAUAAUAUUAAUAUGAUGUAUUGAAGGUUCGUUGCCUCACUAGUCAAUUAAUGUCAUUUUUAUAUAACAAAAAAAAACUAUGAAGUAAGGUUUAUACAAUAAGGUAAAGGUAUUUUGAAGCUACGAAUUUAAAGUCAUUAUGAUAAUUAUUUAUGAGUGUUUAAAGCGUGUGUGUGAGGGUACAGCGAUUUGUAUUACUUACUCGUGUGUCAUGUACGAAGUGUAACUUCUUGGAAUGUGAUGAGGGUAAAAUUUCAAGGUCAAUUUGUGUUUGGCCUUGAAAUUCAUUGUUUUUAUAUUUCAAUUAUCUCAUGUAUGCGUUUAAUUUUGUUCGCUGAGAGAUUCCGUUCUGUCGGGUCCGUUAUCAAAUGGGACGAUGUUACUUUGGAUUGACAUCAUAGAUUAUUAUCAAUUUAGUUAUGUCAACAUAAUAUAAAUGUUAUGAUUCUUAAAUACUAACAGCAUUCUAUGGCUUAUUAUCACAUCAUGACCCAUAGGCAGACAUCAUGAACGCGGCCGGACAUUUCAGACAAGCUCAAACUCCAAAUAUGCAUGUACAGUCUAUUCCAAUCGACUAGGAAUAAAAAUAAACGAACCUUAGUAAUUUAUCUUUAUUUUUAAGGCCACGCUAUUCCACUAAACUACUUAUGUUCACUUUAAUUUUACUUUCAAGUUCAGAUAAGUUUUGUAGAAGUUCAAAACGUAUUUAUUUCUAAAUACCAUAAUGAGUGCCAUAGAUUAUUCAAGCGUUCGACCAAUGAUAUUGCCUAAAUUCGAUGCUAAAUGUUGUUUAUUUGACUUUUGUCCUCUUAUGGUUGGAAUAGACUAUAGGUACUGCAGCAGAUUAUUUAUGUAACUAUAUAUAAAUUACUGGCUAUGGCAUGGCUCAGCAUGCUAUACAUCACUCUCUAUACAUAUAUUUUUGCCAUCAAUUAUCCAAUAAAACUCGCGUGCUAUACCUAUUGUCCGUUGACGGCACUAUGUCAAAACUUAAAGUGCCAAAAACCAUUGUACCAAGUACAACUCAUUUGGAUGAACGGUACAGGAAUGCAUACUGGACAAAACAAUAUAUUAUUUUGUUUAUACUUAUAUACAAAUAUUUGUAAAUGAAAAUGUGAGCCUAUUUAAAUGGACUGUGUGUUUUUUCUUAUAGACCAAUUAUUUGGUAGUUUUACCUGGACAAUGCAAAUAGUCCAGUCAUUAUAUACAGCAAAAAACAGGCCGAGAUAUAUAGAACCAUCAACGAUAGGUUAAAAAUGUAUAGAGCCUAAAUUGUAGAGCGCAAAUGAAGCAACAAAAAAUAUUUUAUAAUUCGUAUUCUAUCUAAAUCGAGGUCGAUAACUUCAAGUUAAGCCUUUCUAAGCCCUCCCUACAACGUAUCCAAAAAUCAGCUUUCUCGGUUCAUUUGCAUUUCCAAAAGUAUAUAAUGACUGGACAAAAAAGAACACGUUGAUAUCAAUAACUCCACCAAUUUUCAAAACUCCCGGUAAAAUUGAAUUUUGAGUACCAAAUAGCUGUACUGUAAGUAGAUUGUAUCGACUUUCAUCGGAUAAAUUUAACAAUUUUGUGUGUAUGUUUCAUUUUUGUACAUUAAUUUAGUACAAUAACUUAUUGUGUAAUAAAUUAGUAACGAAUAACUCAAAGAAAAUACCUCCUUUUUUAAUAAUUCGUAGCUUCAGCUUUGUAAUAACUAUUAA
Vanessa atalanta (red admiral) is the source of this 4922-nucleotide messenger RNA. It is a transcript of the gene Sras, whose product is annotated as CAAX prenyl protease 2. Gene Ontology annotation, cellular component: endoplasmic reticulum membrane. The record is from RefSeq and is a predicted model, not a curated record. Gene Ontology annotation, biological process: CAAX-box protein processing. The transcript is spliced from 6 exons. Bases 66 to 929 code for a protein of 287 amino acids. NCBI's taxonomy places the organism in Eukaryota, Metazoa, Arthropoda, Insecta, Lepidoptera, Nymphalidae. Gene Ontology annotation, molecular function: metalloendopeptidase activity.